Messenger RNA from Rhodamnia argentea, 3519 nucleotides. RefSeq lists its product as uncharacterized. Lineage: Eukaryota; Viridiplantae; Streptophyta; Magnoliopsida; Myrtales; Myrtaceae. Gene Ontology annotation, cellular component: mitochondrial inner membrane. The transcript has 11 exons. The coding region runs from base 788 to 2731 and encodes 647 amino acids. Gene Ontology annotation, molecular function: S-adenosyl-L-methionine transmembrane transporter activity. Gene Ontology annotation, biological process: transmembrane transport. The record is from RefSeq and is a predicted model, not a curated record.
AUGGUGGAUGAAGCUGCGCUCAGACGCAUCCGAUGGAAGCUACCUCUCCGCGCGGGGCCAAAUCCAUACGGUAGACGCGCCAACACACGAAUCUUCCCAGCAAUUUCCAUCCCCGGCUUGCGGAGCAUCUUUCAAAUUCGCGCUGUCGCGGAGCAUAAUCCGAGCUUUCUACAUAAACCCACGCUCCUUAAACCCUGAUUUUCCCGCAAAGAGUCCCCGGCUUCCUGAUUUUCUCGGGAAAAAAAGGGAAAUGAAUCGCCGAGCUGCGGAGGCGCUGGCUUCGGCUCGUAGCGAGUCGAGCUUCUCCAGGUGACUCAGUGGGAUUUCUGAUGUACAUAGACAUGCUUACAACUAACCAUGUCACUCUCGUAAAACAAUUUUAUGAAUGUGUUACGACGUUCUUGUACUUGAUAAGGACACGUAGUAAUGUCAUACAGCACACGCAGUGUACCGUAGCAGUGCCCGUGACUCUGUAGCUUCUUUGAUGAGAAAAUGGAGCUUCAGUGUAGAUUGUGAACUAUGGUGGCAUGAUAUGGCCUGAGCAAAAUCAGGGAUCGAUUGGUUCAACUAGUUGGAAUUGGUGAACUUAUAGCUCAUAAGUUGUUUGUGUUCCAAACUUCUUUUUGCCAUGUGGAGUCCAUCAUUAAGCUGCUUGCUCUGGUUCUUUUCGAUUGGAGGGACUGUUGGCAGAUGCAAUGCCACAACGGGAAGGCUUUGACUGAUAAUUUACGUGUUAAGUUUUGCCACUGUGAGUUAUUGCUGCAGCCUAUUAGAGGGGGAUUUGAGAAUGUCUACUAGUCAGACCAGUAAAACACCUAGAAGGAGUCAACCUUCGAUCCAGUACCGGUGUAACCUUGUUGAACGGGCAUCCUUUGAAUUUGCUGAUUUUGUCCAUAAAGAGGAUGUCCCCACACAUUCUGAAACUUUUCAGCCGGAAAAGGCAGAUCCCGAGUCCAAAUCAACGGAAAUACUCACCACUUCUGAACUCAUCGCAGCAGUUGGCCAUGCAUGGGACUAUACAAGUCGUUCUCUCGCAGUUUUACAACAAAAAGCAAACUUAAGUUACAAAAUCUCUGGUGAGAAGGAAGAUAUCUUGCAUAAUGUGAAAUGGCAACAAAAUGGCUGUACAUCUACUGUGCCUAAAUGUAGUCAUUCUGACACCAACUUAACAGAAUUGCGGCAACUGAACCUAGACAUUCUUAGGACAACUAGCAGAAUGUCAGUGCUUAAAUUUAACGGGGAAAACACUGGGCGGUAUCAAUCACUGGUGCGGAAUUUUAGUGGGGACAUGACCAAUUUGCUUAAUGGACCUAGGGAUGGAAAUGGGAUUUCUUGUUUGGGGAUCUCAUCUGGACUGGGACUUAUUUAUGGCUGGAUGAGUGAAUUGAUACCUGCUGAGGCCAAACAUCCUUUCAAAACUGCUGUAUCUGAUAGUGAAAAAGCUGGUAAAUACUUUUCUAGAGAAAUAGUUACUCCUCCGCAGAAUCUUAUAUCAGAAGAUAGAGGCCCCAAAAUCUACAUAGAUAGUGGAAGUGCUGAUUCUUACCCCCCCUCUGUCCAGUCCAAGGAUUUGCCGGUGGCUAACAAUGCAAAAUUGAACUUGGACAAGAAGGAAAGCACCUCUUUGCUUUCGGAUUAUUACCUCAAAGUUGCCAAUAUUGAUGCAGACAGCUGUAUCUCAAAAGCUGCAUCCUCUAUCCUUCAUGCAGAUUAUCGUUUAAAGUUUGUCGCAUCUGAAAAAGAUGAAUGCGAACUUCGCUAUGAGAGCGCAAACGGUAUUGAAUUCUUUCCUGAAAGAAAGGAAGAGGACAAUGAUCAUCAUGCCCAGGAAGAACAUACCUUGAAGAUACACUGUUUGGGACAUGAUAAGCCUCAGGCUGCUGUUGCCAAGGAAGAACAUGCAUUUGCAGGGGCAUUUAGUGGUAUCUUUGUCAGCCUUUGUCUUCACCCAGUUGAUACUAUCAAAACUGUAAUUCAGUCUUACCGUGCAGAGCAGAAGUCUCUUUGCUAUAUUGGGAAAUCAAUUGUUUCUGAGAGAGGUCUAACUGGACUAUAUCGAGGUAUCUCAAGCAAAAUUGCAUCUUCAGGUCCAAUUUCUGCGAUUUAUACUUUCACUUACGAGUCAGUAAAAGGCGCUUUACUUCCUCUUUUCCCCAAGGAGUAUUACUCCAUCACACAUUGUAUUGCAGGUGGUUGUGCAAGCAUUGCUACCUCUUUUGUCUACACUCCGAGUGAGCGCAUAAAGCAGCAGAUGCAAGUGGGCUCUCACUAUCAUAACUGCUGGAAUGCGUUGGUUGGAAUAAUCACAAGAGGUGGUUUGCCUUCUUUAUAUGCUGGGUGGGGAGCUGUGCUCUGUAGAAAUAUUCCCCACUCAGUGGUCAAGUUCUAUGUUUAUGAGAAUUUAAAGGUGUGGACACUUUCCUCACUACCGCCUGGUGCUCAACUGAACACCCUGCAAUCGCUUGUUUGUGGAGGACUAGCAGGAUCUACUGCAGCUUUAUUUUCAACCCCUUUUGACGUGGUGAAGACAAGAUUACAAACUCAGAUACCCGGUUCUGUUCACCCAUAUAAUGGCGUUUUGCGUGCCCUUCAAGAAAUAGGCCAGCACGAAGGGUUGAAAGGCCUAUACAGGGGAUUGACUCCAAGACUUAUUAUGUACAUCUCUCAAGGAGCGCUAUUCUUUGCAUCGUAUGAGUCCUUUAAGAGAUUAUUCUCUUUGGACAAGCCAUAAGUAGCUGCUCAAGGACAAUCAUUAUAAGGACAACGCAGAAGAUCAUGCACCGUUGUUAAGCUUGGAACUGCAGUCAUCAUCUUCUCUGCCAUCAGCAGCCUCAUCCAUGAACUGCUCCGGCAAUAGAUAGUGGUGGUUCUUAACAGAAGGAAAAUGGAGUUGGUUGAAGGUCAUGACAGAUGAGUGCUUAUGAAGUUCGGGUCACAUCCUCGUGUGCCUUGACCUGAUGAAACAUAGCCAGAACGGUUCGUCGUUGAGAAAUUGCUAUUGCUCAGCAGCCGAAUGGGGAUGCAUUAGUUAUUUGCUGCUCGGUUUGUGGAAGCAGUUUGUGUACCUCAUAGAAGGCUAGAGGCAGAGAUCGCUCUCAGUGGGAGCAGCAUUGUUUGACCUGUGAAACAUAGCCAGGACGGAUCGUUGUUGUGCAAUUUGCUAUUGUUCAGCAGUCAAAUGCCGAUGCACUUGUAAUUUGCUGCUCGGUUAGCGGAAGCAGUUUGUGUACAUUAUAAAAGGGUAGAGGCAGAGAUUGUCGGCCGCGGGAGCAGCAUUUUUUUGGUAGGAUUUUCGUUUUCCAAAUUUAGCAAGGAGCUUCUUUGUCACAGUUCUUUCUUGUUUUUUUUGGCCCAGUUCAACAAACAGUUUGACAUCAAUAAAUUUCCUAUAGCUGCCACAAGCAAGUGCAACAACAGCUUGUAGACGUCUCUCAGUCAUUUGAUGUAACAUGUAAUCUCAUUGACGAUGACAUUACAUGAAACAUUUACUCUGGAGAUACCUAUUGAGCCUUGAAAUUU